Messenger RNA from Gossypium raimondii (Peruvian cotton), 2432 nucleotides. Its product is annotated as probable pectate lyase 18. NCBI's taxonomy places the organism in Eukaryota, Viridiplantae, Streptophyta, Magnoliopsida, Malvales, Malvaceae. The record is from RefSeq and is a predicted model, not a curated record. Gene Ontology annotation, molecular function: pectate lyase activity. The transcript has 4 exons. Bases 1042 to 2247 code for a protein of 401 amino acids.
UGUGUUAUGGAGAUUGUUGAGUGCAAGUAUUUGCUAGGGAGUGUCUCACUCCCUCAACAACAGAGGGUAUUGUUUUCGUGGGGGGUUUUGUUUCCCAUUUUCUGAAGAGAGUCCAAAGGGAUUCACGGAAUUUAGGAAUUGCCUCGACUGGAAGAGAUACGAUUUGCAAGCUCACGGGAAAGGUGUCAGUGUUAUGCAAAAUGUUCAUCCUUAAACUCCAUGAACCCUUUUUGGCUCUCCUCAAAAUAUGGGAGACAACUCCCCACAGGGACAAUACCUUCUACUGAGGGAGUGAGCAGAUACUUGCCCUCAAUAGAGAUAUAUAUACCAAUGGAGUCUUAGGUUUAUUGGUUUCUUUAUAUAACUUGGCAACAGGUAAAAUUUGAAAGUGAAUGUUAUUGAAUCAUUGAUUGUGUUGCAAUGCAACCAAAUUUGAAAUUGUGAACAAUGCGGAAAUCAGUUGCUUGAAUGAAAAGUUUGAUGGAUACGAUGCUUCCAUUGCAAUACCACCAAGUCCAUCCUUAUGUUAGACAAAUUCGAACAUGCGAAUAGGUAUGAACUUUUCUUGUACUCACAUAAACACUCACUUUAAGUUAUGUACAUACUCAUAUCUAGCACUCAUUCUGAAUCCAGGUGCCUAUGGCUGCACAAUGGGCAUCCUCAUUAGUUCCAAACACGGUGAGGUAGUUUUGGUCUUAUCACUUCGGGUUUUUAAAGUUUCAGAAAUGUGGUGCUCUAUACUAUUGACUUUUUUACUAUAUUCUAUUAGUACUUGGAUUUGAUUGCCCAUCACUACAAGCUUAUAGGACUAUAGGAGUAACUUUUUUUACUGUUUUGGGGGCAGCUUUAUUGAGGACGUUAAUUAACGGCCAAAAACUACCCAAACUGUGGAAUCCCAUAAAACCUGAAAUCACGAAGCUUAUUGGGCCCACAUGUUUAGUUUAAUCACACCAUUGAAGCAUGCUUUGAAUCCCUUUAUAAAAUCACCCAUUUUCUCCUUUCAAGCUCAACUCUCCCUCCAUUUUCAUCGCAACCAAAAAAAUGGCAAUCCCUUCACUUUCUCUUCUCUUCCUUUUCACCUCUCUUCCUCUUUUUUCCUCUUCCCCGGUUAAAGAUCCUGAACUUGUAGUUCAAGAUCUUCACAGGGCCAUUAAUGUGUCUAGGAGGAACCUUAAGUAUCUCUCUUGUGCAACUGGUAACCCCAUAGAUGAUUGCUGGAGAUGUGACCCUAACUGGGAGAAGAACAGACGGAGGCUAGCCGACUGUGCAAUCGGGUUUGGCAAGAAUGCCAUUGGUGGAAGAGACGGUAAACUCUACGUUGUCACUGAUUCUAGUGAUGAUGAUCCCGUGAAUCCAAAACCUGGAACUUUAAGACACGCUGUGAUUCAAGACGAACCGUUGUGGAUCGUGUUCGCUCGUGAUAUGACCAUUCAAUUGAAGGAAGAACUCAUUAUGAACUCUUUCAAAACAAUUGAUGGCAGAGGUGCUAGUGUUCACAUUACUGGGGGUCCAUGCAUUACCAUUCAGUUUGUGACCAACAUUAUCAUCCAUGGAUUGCACAUUCAUGAUUGCAAACAAGGAGGGAAUGCUAUGGUGAGGGACUCCCCGCGGCACUACGGUUGGCGAACGACAUCAGAUGGUGAUGGUGUGUCCAUCUUUGGUGGUAGCCAUAUUUGGGUGGAUCAUAACUCGUUAUCAAACUGCAAGGAUGGUCUGAUUGAUGCUAUUUAUGGAUCCACUGCCAUCACCAUUUCAAAUAACCACAUGACUCACCAUGAUAAAGUUAUGUUACUAGGGCACAGUGAUUCCUAUAUGAAAGACAAGAACAUGCAAGUCACCAUUGCCUUUAAUCACUUUGGUAAAGGGCUCAUCCAAAGAAUGCCAAGAUGUAGACAUGGGUAUUUCCAUGUGGUGAACAAUGACUACACCCAUUGGGAAAUGUAUGCAAUUGGAGGGAGUGCUAAUCCAACCAUCAACAGCCAAGGGAAUAGAUUUACUGCACCAAAUGAUAUAUUCAGCAAAGAGGUGACCAAGCAUGAAGAUGCGCCUGAGAGUGAAUGGAAGAACUGGAACUGGAGAUCGGAAGGCGAUCUGAUGGUAAAUGGUGCGUUUUUCACACGGUCGGGUGCUGGUGCAUCUUCAAGCUAUGCCAAGGCCUCUAGCUUGGGUGCUAGGCCAUCAUCGCAUGUCGCUACGAUAACAACUAAUGCCGGUGCACUUAAUUGCAAGAAAGGCUCUCGUUGCUGAUAGUAAAAGUUGAUGAUGUUAAAAUUCGAACUUCAAAUAUAUUAAAUGAGUUCGAAUUUUUCUUUUUAAAUUCGAGUUCGAGUUCGAUGAUUACAACCUCGGCCUGUUACUCAAGUACUUUGAGAAAGCAAGUGCAGAUGUGUUGAUAUAAUAUUUAAAUAUCUUUUACUUUAUUUUGCAUUAAA